AUGUCAAACAACGACAUCUACCAGACCCCACUGGCCUCGCGCUAUGCCUCCCCCGAGAUGGCUCAGCUCUUCUCAAACAAGACGCGCUUCCGCACCUGGCGCCAGCUGUGGGUGUGGCUCGCAAAGGCCGAGAAGCAGCUUGGUCUGCCCAUCCCCGAUGAGGCCAUAACACAGAUGGAGGCCCACCUCGACCUGACCCCCGAGGACUUCAAGGUCGCCGAGGAGGAGGAGAAGCGCCGCCGCCACGAUGUCAUGGCCCAUGUGCACGCCUUUGGCCAGGUUGCGCCUGCCGCUGCGGGGAUCAUCCAUUGGGGAGCCACCAGCUGCUACUGCACCGACAAUGCGGACCUGAUCUUCCUCCGCCGUGGUCUUGAGAUUGUCCUCCCCAAGCUGGCCAACGUCAUCCACAAACUAUCCACCUUCGCCGUGGCACACAAGGACCUCCCCGCACUUGGCUACACACACUACCAGCCCGCGCAGCUCACCACCGUCGGCAAGCGCGCCACCCUCUGGAUCCAGGACCUCCUCUGGGACCUGCGCAAUCUCACGCGCGCGCACGGCGACCUCGGCUUCCGCGGCGCCAAGGGCACCACGGGCACGCAGGCCUCGUUCCUGGCCAUCUUUAGCGGCGACCACGACAAGGUUGAGGAGCUCGACCGCCUCAUCACCGAGAUGGCCGGCUUCGAGUAUGCAUACCCCGUCACCAGCCAGACGUACAGCCGCAAGGUCGACGCGGACGUCAUCAGCGCCAUGAGCAGCUUUGGAGCAACGUGCCAGAGGAUUGGGGGUGAUAUUAGGCAUUUGGCGGCCACGAAGGAGAUGGAGGAGCCGUUUGAGAAGGACCAAAUUGGGAGCUCGGCUAUGGCGUAUAAGAGGAACCCGAUGAGGAGUGAGCGUAUGUGCUCGCUGGGAAGGCAUCUGGCGAACUUGUGCAAGGAUGCAUUGGAUACGUACUCUGCGCAGUGGUUUGAGAGGACCCUUGAUGACUCCGCGAUCCGCCGCAUCGACAUCCCCCACGCCUUCCUCACCACCGACGUCCUCCUACGCAUCCUCGACAACGUCGUCUCGGGCCUCGUCGUCUACCCGGCCGUCAUUGCGCGCCGCAUCCGCGAGGAGCUGCCCUUCAUGGCCACCGAGAACUUCAUCAUGCGCAUGGUUGCGCUCGGCGCCUCGCGCCAGGACGCCCACGAGCGCAUCCGCGUGUUGUCGCACGAGGCCAGCGCCGUGGUAAAGCAGCAGGGCCGCGACAACGACCUCAUCGACCGCAUCAAGAAGGACGAGUUCUUUAAGCCCAUCUGGGGCGAGAUUGAUGUGCUGAUGGACCCGAAGACGUUUGUGGGUAGGGCGCCGGAGCAGACGGUGAGGUUUGUGGAGAGGGAGGUAAAGACGGCGUUGGCGCCGUGGGCGAGCGUGUUGAGUGGGGAGGUUAGUGAGCUCAAUGUUUAG
Molecule: messenger RNA, 1446 nt
Organism: Morchella importuna
Lineage: Eukaryota; Fungi; Ascomycota; Pezizomycetes; Pezizales; Morchellaceae
Exons: 3
Coding region: 1-1446 (481 amino acids)
Biological process (GO): 'de novo' AMP biosynthetic process
Cellular component (GO): cytosol
Molecular function (GO): N6-(1,2-dicarboxyethyl)AMP AMP-lyase (fumarate-forming) activity; (S)-2-(5-amino-1-(5-phospho-D-ribosyl)imidazole-4-carboxamido) succinate lyase (fumarate-forming) activity
Source: RefSeq, a predicted model, not a curated record